GUGCAGUCCAAGCCUAAGCGUGUGAAGGAGUCGCUGCCGGCCGAGGAAAGUCCACUUGCCGCUGACAGGACCACGAACCGUUCAUUCACGCCUAGCAGAUCAUCGACAGUUGGAAUCAAGAUGGCGUACAUGAAGUCACCGUACGGUAUGAACGGACUCAGUCUGUCUAACCCGAGUAUCGACCUGAUGACACACCACCACCACCCGGGGGUCGGGGUCAGCCAGUACUACAACCCGACCAGCGCUUACACAGUGACGGGCCAGUGUCCGCCUCCUCCCCGGAAGCAGCGCCGGGAGCGCACGACGUUCACACGGGCUCAGCUGGACGUGCUAGAGGCGCUGUUUGCCAAGACGCGAUAUCCCGACAUCUUCAUGCGGGAAGAAGUGGCGCUCAAGAUCAACCUUCCGGAGUCUAGAGUACAGGUGUGGUUCAAGAACAGAAGAGCCAAGUGCAGGCAGCAGGCGGGCCAGGCCAAACCUCGUCCCAAGAAGAAGUCGGCAUCUCCCCCGCCUGCCAGUACGGAGGAACAGGCGCCCACGUCCGAGUCACCCAGCUGCAGCGACAGUUCCGUCAGCUCCACGCCCGUGCCGGUCGCCGUGUCCAUCGGGAACAACAACGCCAGUCCCACCGCCACGGUGUCUACCAGCUCCAUCUGGUCGCCCGCGUCCGCACCCUCGGUCACCUCGGACCUCGGCUCCUGCACGUCCACCGUCACGUCCGCGCCUUCCUGCAUGCAGCGUUCAUCCUACAACGCCUACAACCACGGCGGGUACACGGCGCACGCUCAGACCUACUCCCCGGCACCCUACCCACCGACCACGUACUCCGCCACGUCCUACUUCGGCGGCAUGGCGGACUGCUCGUCCUACCUGAGCCCCAUGGCGCCCACACACCAGCUUCCGCCCGUCACUUCUCUCAACCAGAUGAGUUCGGCUAAUAUGUCCGCGCACUCCAUGUCUCACACCCCUCAACUGUCCCCCUCCUCCAUGGGCCACGGGUCCCCCCUCAACAUGAGCACACAGCCCGACUGCGUCGACUACACCAAACACGACCAGACCUCGGCGUGGCACAAAUUCCAGGUUCUGUGAAGUCGACUGGAGCCGCGGGAACAUGGCAAUCAGCAGGACUGCUACUGUAGUACCCGUGUCUCUUCGUUCAGCCGACAGACGUCCCCUCAUCAUGCUAGCGUGUAGCAGCGUUCCAUCCAUGUACAGACCAUGUCUCUGUCCGUUUUAAAUAGGGCGUCUAUCUGUGGAAGGAAGUUGACGUCGGACCUUACCUGAACCGAGAUUUUGAACUGACUUCACCAGUAUUUAUUGUGAAGAAGAUGGUACAUUGAAAGGUUCUCUUAUUUGAAUUUUAUUUAUUUGUAGCCAACGAGUUUGAGAUCAGUCAGUGAAUGUUUAGGCUGUGAUAGAGGUUCAAACAGUAUCAAACAGGGUUUACACUUGCAAGAAACUUGACAGAAAGAAACACACUGUAUGUACAGCUAACUAGUAUCUUCUGUGUGUCCUAUUAAGAAUAGCGAAAACUCUGUUGAUUGUAAGACCAUGUCAAAGAAAGGUAUCGAAUUGUAGAGUCUUCAUCGCUUCUACCUAUAAACAUGUACGUUGGUAGUUGCAAUAUUCUGUACAUAAUAGUUUCCCAACGUGCUUGAGUUUUAUUCUCUAACCAUGUGGAGAGCGGCCAUGACAACAAACCCAUGCCCGUUAGUUCAGUUAUUAGACGGGAUCCUCAGCCUUAAUGGUUCAUCGCAAAUAAAACCUGUAGUUACUAUUACCGCACAGUGACUAGCUUAGCAUGAUAAAGUCGACCACACCAAGGAACUAAAUGUUUUAGGAUGAACGCGUGGAUGAGAUAUUUUACUGAAUAUUUAGAGGGUUCCGGAGUUUCUCGAAAGUUAUGUGAAACUCGUCGAAAGAUUGUUCUUUUAAAGUGUUCUGGCAGAUGUAAAUAUGAUGUAUUUGUGUUCGUCGUUCAUGUCAAUACAUAGGCUACUGCCACCCUACGUCAGUGUUAAGAACGUUUGAAAGCACAACCGACGCGGGACGCCGAAACCCAGUGAAGAACUAGUCAGUCUGCUGUAGUUAGUCGUAACGGUGGCUAGACGUGCAGAGAUAUUGACGUUGUAUUUGCCACAUGUGCCCAUUCUGGGCAACAUGAUCAAGUAUGGAAGAGAUGUAAACAUGUAUUAAUCGUGCUGUUUAGAUUGGCGUUGUGGGUUGACUGACUGUGUUGUGAAGAGUUGUGACAUUACCGGGUUGUCGGAUACUGGACUGUACAGCCCCGUCAUGGAACAAAUGUGAAAACUGUAUCCAUAUCAUUUUCUGAUAGUGACGGCGUUUCAACCAUAUGUGUGUAUGUGAGUACAUUGCACGACGUCAGAUUUCAUUGUAAAGUCGUUCUAGCUGGUUGUAUUAAAUCAAUGGAACAACACA
Branchiostoma belcheri (Belcher's lancelet) is the source of this 2439-nucleotide messenger RNA. Its product is annotated as homeobox protein OTX2-B-like. Gene Ontology annotation, cellular component: nucleus. Gene Ontology annotation, molecular function: RNA polymerase II cis-regulatory region sequence-specific DNA binding; DNA-binding transcription factor activity, RNA polymerase II-specific. Gene Ontology annotation, biological process: regulation of transcription by RNA polymerase II. The transcript is spliced from 5 exons. Bases 121 to 1089 code for a protein of 322 amino acids. The record is from RefSeq and is a predicted model, not a curated record. Lineage: Eukaryota; Metazoa; Chordata; Leptocardii; Amphioxiformes; Branchiostomatidae.